Leptonychotes weddellii (Weddell seal) is the source of this 360-nucleotide messenger RNA. NCBI's taxonomy places the organism in Eukaryota, Metazoa, Chordata, Mammalia, Carnivora, Phocidae. The record is from RefSeq and is a predicted model, not a curated record.
GGGCCUCCGGGGGAGCCCCCGCGCGCCCGCGCCUACCAGGCUGCCCAGAUGCGGGCGCCACUCUGCCUGUUGCUGCUCGUCGCCCACGCCGUGGACAUGCUCCCCGUGAACCGAAGGAAGAAGCAAGUGGGCACUGGUCUGGGGGGCAACUGCACAGGCUGUGUCAUCUGCUCGGAGGAAAACGGCUGCUCCACCUGCCAGCAGAGACUCUUCCUGUUCAUCCGCCGGGAAGGUAUCCGCCAGUACGGCAAGUGCGUGCACGACUGUCCCUCCGGCUACUUCGGCGUCCGCGGCCAGGAGGUCAACAGGUGCAAAAGUACGUGGCUCCUCCCUGAUCCUGCGCUAGCGCUGGGCUCCUGA